Messenger RNA from Linum tenue, 978 nucleotides. The record is from the annotation of a GenBank genome assembly. Lineage: Eukaryota; Viridiplantae; Streptophyta; Magnoliopsida; Malpighiales; Linaceae.
AUGGACAUCCCAUCCCUAGUGGCUGGGUUAGGAUGGAGUUCGUUGACUGAGGAUCAACGGUUUCUUCAUUGUCCUGAAGCAGUGAGGCUCUUCUACGUGAAUAUUCGUCGUGACCGUGGACCUGAGCCACAAUCCUUCACCACCAUGGUCUAUGACCAUGAAAUCACUGUCACACCUACCUUACUUGCCUCGGUCCUUUCUCUACCUCACUCUGGGAUUCACGCCAGCUACGAGAGUGAUUUUGUUGAACAUGGGUUCGACUUCUGUACUGCUCUUGACGGAGUGACCAGGGACAUUGGCAGAGCCUUCCCCACUCGACUCUCAGCUGGUCGUCUUCCUGACGACCUCAAGGUCCUUCAUUUCUUCAUUACUCGAUGCUUUCUUCCCAGAGACGUUGACAGUGCUGGUCUUCUCCACUCUGAUGAUCUCUGGAUUCUGAGUAAUGCUUGUGCCCGUCAACCAAUCAGCUAUGCAUCAUUAAUGUUCGCUCACAUACUCAAGUUUGGGGGUGGCGGUUACAGUGGUGCUCUACCCUUUGGACCUCUCAUUACUCGCUAUUUGCAUCGCUUAGGGAUAGAUCUCCGGGAUAAGGUGGCUGUGUGCAACGUUCAUGAGGACUUGCGUCCCAAUCAUGUUCUAGUUCGCCUUGAUGCCGACGUGGGCCGCCGUAAGCUCGUCUCUAGCUCAGGGGGAGACACUGCCCACUGCCCCAUUUUCUCUCCUGCUGAUCCCAUCCCUGACAGCCUUCUUCCUGCUCUAACUCAAGCUGCUGUCUCAGCCAUAGAUGGUGAGGUCAAACGAAGAAGGGAAACUGGUAGUGGAAAGACUACUAGUCUCCUGGUCUGCAAAGAACGGUUGGAACUCAUGGAGUUUGAUGAAGCAAGGCCUGCUCCAGACGACUUUGACCCAAUCACUCCUGACUCAAGCUCUGAUGAUGAAAUCUCAGACUAUGAGUCACCUCCUGGUUAUCCUUUCUAG